CACGAGGAAGCAGGAAGUCUUUUGCUCUUAUCUACAGACUCUUCGAGUGGUAAACAGACAGACGUUCAGGAACUUCAGGAAGACUUUUCAGUGGUGUUCUGCUGAGAGUAAAAUGGCAGAGUCACUGUUCCAAACUAAAGAUCAGUACAACUGCUCAGUGUGUUUGGAACUGAUGAAGGAUCCGGCGACGAUUCCCUGUGGACACUCUUACUGUAUGAGCUGCAUUAAAGCCUACUGGGAGCAGGACGAGUUCAGCAGACCUCGAUGUCCUCAGUGCAGACAUGAAUUUCACACAAAACCUGCACUGAACAAAAACACCAUGCUGGCUGAAAUCCUUGAGAAACUGAGGAACACCACGCUUCAGGGUUCUCCUGCUCAGCCAGGAGAAGUUGUGUGUGAUCUCUGCACUGAUAUAAAGCUCCGAGCGGUGAGAUCAUGCCUGGAGUGUCGAGCUUCCUACUGUGAAACGCAUCUCCAGCCUCACUACGACAUUCCGGCGCUUAAGAAACACAAGUUAGUCGUCGCUACCGAGAUUCAGACGUGUCCGAGACACGAUAAACUGCUGGAGGCUUUCUGUCGCACCGACAACAUGUGCAUCUGUCUGAGCUGUGUAAUGGACGAGCACAAAGGCCAUGACACGGUUUCCUCUGCAGCAGAAAGAGACGAGAAACAAGUCACACUACAGGCUAAUAAACUCAAAUUUGUGGAGAAACGCAUAGAAAAAGAGAAACAGCUCCAAGAGCUGAGGGAAGCCACCGAGGCUCAUGCACAGUCCACACAGCAGACAGUGGAAGACACAGAGCUAGCCUUUAGCUCGCUAAUCACUUCCCUUGAGAAAAGCUUCUCUGAGGUGAUAGAGAAGAUCAGAGCUCAGGAGGAGAGCUACAUGGAUCGAUCUGCAGAUCUUCAGGAACAGCUGGAGCUUGAAAUCGCCAUGCUGAUGGGACACGAAGACAUCACAGACAAGCUUUUACAGACGGAGGAUAAUGUCUACUUCCUUCAGAACUUUGAGAGCAUGUCCAGUCCCUCUGGAGCUGAAGAGCUGCCCUAUCAGACUUUAGAGCCAGUCGUCUCUUUUAGUGACAUGAGCAACAAGGUUUCUGAGUUUAAAACAAAACUGGAGAUUUUCUGCAAGCAGGAGCUGGACAACAUAUUUGCAAAAUUCCUUAUCAAGGUCGGUGACAGAGUUCGAGUGAAAUCUUCUGUGACCACACCUAAAUUUAACUGGGGCUGCACUGUCACACACAAGAGUGUAGGCGUAGUCAAAUCUGUGAAUGAUGAAACUGUGAUCGUCAACUUCCCGGAACAUCAAAACUGGAAAGGACUCCUGUCUGAGAUGGAGCGUGUAACUGCUGCUGAUGAUUCGGGAAUUUCAGCCCAGCAGAGGAAUAUUAAAGUUGGAGACCAAGUGCGAGUGAAGCCGUCUGUUAACAAUCCAAAACGCAGCUGGGGAAGGGUGAAUCACCAAAGUGUGGGCGUGGUCAAGAGUCUUGCUGGGGAAGAAAUGACCGUGGACUUCCCGGAACAUUCCGGCUGGAUAGGUGUCGUCUCCGAGAUGGAAAUUGUGUCUUAAAUCCUUAUAAGUUGUAAUUAUUGAGAUCUUAGAAUUAUAAUUGACAAUACAACAAUACAAUACAAAAUGAGUUAAUAAUAGAAAUGUGUGGUGGUCUGGGAAAACCAAUCGGAUGUUGCUACGGCUAAAUUCUAGAAAACAGCAAAAUGACAAAGAAUGUUGUUUUUCUGUGCAUGACAUACACUGAAAUCUCUAUGUUAAUCUAAGAGAAAUAUAUUAGACAUGGAAAUUAGGGAUUAGAAAUGAUUAAUUUUGGUUUGUUUUGAACAUUUUACAUUCCUGCUUCAAAAAAUAAAAUGAAAUAAAAGAACAUUUGUAACAUUCUUUACACAUAAAAACCUUCUCUGCCACAGGUAUUAAUAAAACCAGAGGUUCCUUCUGCUCUGCAGAGUGAUUUGUUUCUUGAAAAAUCGUAGGAAAAAUCAUUUCUGCAUGGAUUUCCCUGCCAUGAUCACAUCUUCGAAAACUCCGGCUAUAGAGGCUAUAUAACCUCACAUCUUCCUGACGAAUUCUGGACAGGAAUUUAGGAAAAUGUUUCGAUUUGGGCUGUACUUCCUUGAACUUACAGAGAAAAAUAAUGGAUUAUUUUUAAUUAAUGGCACUUUUCAGCACUUUUUAGAAACUAUGUUUUCAAUCUGGAACAGUUUAGAGUGAUUUUAUUUGCUUUGCUGAUUACGUUCAAUAAAAAAUUUCCUCUUUUUUGUUCCCUGUAACAUUUCUAAUCCUCGAUGGAAAUGUUGUUUUUGUUGUUUUUUACCUUGCCUGCAGAGAUCAUGUUGAUUAAGGAGCCAGUUUAACAAAUGCAGCUUUGCUUAAAGAUGGUUAAAACCCGGCUAGCUAAGUGUGAUUUCCUCUCGAUUAUGUGAAACAUCAUAGUGAAACACACACAAGUCUAAUUCAUUCAGUUUGUAAUCAGAAUGUUGGCGAUGCACCUGCUCCGUCACAUCAUCACCACGACACUGAAGACCACUUACAACCUCUGCACAGAUGUCAAAGGUUUCAAAUGUUUAAAUGCCCCAAAUAAAAAGACAUUAAUAACAAGAAACUUCAGCAACAGAACAGACGUGAGUGAAUGAAUCGGGGAUUAUUUCACUGAUGUUAGCGUGAACAGGGAUGAGUGGAGUGAAGAGACGGCAACGAAGCUCAUGUUUAAACAUCACGAGUGACUUUUACCUCAGCUGAUGAGACUGAUGUGGAAGUGCUGAUAAUCAACGGGAGAACUCAUGUCCUGGUGAAAACGUCUUUAAAAUGUCUCAGUAAUGUUGUCUUUCCAUCAGUGAAUUAGGUUAGUAGUGUAGAGGUUGGCGCAGCCUCUGUAGACUGUAGAAAGUGUCAAUAUUUUUUGAUGUGAACAGUUUUCCAAGGCCAGCACACACACACACACACGUGAGAAGUUUUACACCAAAAUAUUUCUGGAAAGUAUUCCUUAUUUACUAAAGACUGAAUAAAAUGUUAUAAAUUUGAUGAAAAAUUGAAAUGAAAAGGUU
Messenger RNA from Pangasianodon hypophthalmus (striped catfish), 3060 nucleotides. Its product is annotated as E3 ubiquitin/ISG15 ligase TRIM25. Gene Ontology annotation, molecular function: zinc ion binding. NCBI's taxonomy places the organism in Eukaryota, Metazoa, Chordata, Actinopteri, Siluriformes, Pangasiidae. The transcript is spliced from 9 exons. The coding region runs from base 113 to 1573 and encodes 486 amino acids. The record is from RefSeq and is a predicted model, not a curated record.